Molecule: messenger RNA, 1542 nt
Organism: Suillus subalutaceus
Lineage: Eukaryota; Fungi; Basidiomycota; Agaricomycetes; Boletales; Suillaceae
Exons: 7
Coding region: 1-1542 (513 amino acids)
Source: RefSeq, a predicted model, not a curated record
AUGACCCACCAGCAGUCUGAAUUCCUGAAAAGUAAGGUGGAUGGCUUUUGCCUCAGUCAGCUGCAAGGAGAAGUGGCUGCAUACUGUACUAAUGCCUACCGAGAGUGGUUUGAACGAUGGCCAGAAAUCGCAGAGCAUUUCAAAGAUGAUGCUGGUAUUACACUCAUAGAAAGUCAAUUGACAAAUGAGCAAAUGAAGCAGUUGGGUGUGCUCACCAAAUAUUGGCAGUUGCAAAUACGAUCUUAUUUGUACCAUGCAUCCACAACUUCAGGAAGGACACGCAUCAUGCUGUUCACUAAAACAGAGUACAAGGCCAAUCCUGAAGUCAAGGCUGAGAUUGUGACUCAGAUACAGAGCAACAACGACUACAAGGACAAGCCUUGUAUCUCCAUCCUUUGUUCAGAAGCUGCAAAGUCCAUGGCUGCUCGUGGGGAGGAGUUCAUGCAUCACAUGGAGAUGGAGGCGAAAAUUGAGUGUGCUCGUCAUGUGGAUCAGGCAAAGGCUGAUCUUGACGCCAUCUGCACACCCACUGAGGUCCUGAAAACACAGCAAGUAUUCAAUGUCGAAUGUCUAGAAGGCCUCAGUGGAGUGGUCGGGCAACUCUUAGAUGCUAUUCAUGAGACAACCGGAUGGCAUGGAAGUGUCUACCUUGGGGGACCUGAUCCACAGGUGAACAGGGAGGUCCAUGUCUUCAGUUUCCAUCAUUGGAAGGGCUCUUCUGGUUUCAAUUUUUGUGAUGCGCUGCCUGACCACCAUGGGCGCAUUGUUGAGCCAUUCACUGCUUUUUUGAAAGGUGCAUUCACUGCUAACACCUGCCAUCCUUCAACGAACUCAAGUGCAACUCCUCCUGCAGGAGAAUCAUUGGUCAAUGAGACUUCACACAGUGUCAGCCCCGAUAUUACCAUGCACCCUGAUGUCACCGCACUAGCCACUCCACAGAGUUCUACUCCCACCCUUGAAGGCCCGAGCCGUGAUGUCGUGCUUCUGGAUGGGAUCCACCAAACCCCAUCUGUGCCAUUGUUGAAUCCCUUGCUAUCACUGGAACACUUACUAUCUCUUGAUCCUAAUUCAUUGGAUUUUUCACAGGUGGAUUUUUAUUCGUUCAAUCUACCAAGGCUUCCCUCCCUACCUCCUUCACCUUUCGAAGCUCAUCCACUCUCUGCAUCUGCGACGCCUCUAGUGUCUACUGAGGCACUUGGUGCUUCUCACCAUCCUGCAAUUCCGACGGACCCAGCACCUUUGACAUCUCCUGUUACUUCCAUGGACUCAGCACCUUCAACGUCUCCUGUUACUUCCAUGGACACAGGGCCUCUGACGUCUGUUAUCACUUCCAAGGAUGCAGUGCCUCUGACAUCCGCUGUUACUUCCGUGGAUGGAGCACCUCUGACAUUUGCUGUUGCUUCCAUGGAUGCAACACCAACUAUUCCUCAACCAGAGUCUUUGGACCACACGGCAUCCCCCAUGUGCAUUUCUGUUGCAGUCACUGUGGGAAAUCCUGUAGAGGAGCAAGGAAUGAGGUCUAUUGAGACUCCUCUAGCGUGA